GAGCAGAGAGAGGAGGAGGAGGAAGAGGAGGAGAAGAGAGCUGCUGCAGAGAGAGGAGGGGAUAAAGAUGAAGAAGAAGAAGAAGAUGAAGAAGAAGAAGAAGAAGAAGAUGAUGAUGAAGAAGAAGAAGAUGAUGAUGAUGAUGUCAGGAUGAGGAAGAGUCCCUUGAAGAAAGCUGUUGGAGGUUCUUCCUCCUCAGAGAAGAAGUGUGUUCCAGGUAUUAUCUACCUGGGUCACAUUCCUCCGAGGCUCCGCCCAAAACACCUGAGGAACAUGCUGUCAGUGUACGGAGAGAUCGGACGCAUCUUCCUCCAACCUGAAGGUGGUCAGGUGAGGAGGAGGAAGAGGAAGUCUGGCUCGAGGAGGUGUGACUUCACUGAAGGAUGGGUGGAGUUUAUCGAUAAACGAGUUGGGAAACGAGUCGCAGCGUCUUUGCACAACACGCCGAUGGGAACCAGGAAACGCCAACGCUUCUCCUCUGACCUGUGGUCCAUCAAGUACCUGCACAGGUUCCAGUGGACUCACCUGAGUGAGCGUUUGGCGUACGAGCAGACGGUUCUGCAGCAGAGACUACGGACUGAGGUGUCUCAGGCGAAGCGGGAGACAAACUUCUACUUGGAAAAUGUGGAGCGGAGCGCACACCUGGACAACGCAAGGAAGAAGAGGAAGAGAGAUGGCCAACAGGUGGACGAUAAGACGUGGGACUUCACACAGCGUCAGACGGAGGACGAGAUCCACAUGAAGAAGAAGAAAAAGAACUCUGUUUCCCAGAAGCACCUGGACAAGGCCCGCCUCUUACAGCAGAAGAGCCAAUCAAACCUCUCACUGCUGGCCAAGAUUUUCAAGACCAACAAAUCAGAGUGACAGGAAAGAGACAACUGAUAGGUUGAUUGGCUGUUUCAUAAGAGCGUUGUCAUGGAAACAGAACCAACCAACCGAUCACAGGCCAGUAUGGGAAACAGCUAAGCCCUCAGAGUCAGUUCCUUCGGGAAUCGAUUCCUUCUGACCUCUUUCUGUAACUGGUUAAGACUUUAUACCUGUUCAGUGGAUUGACCUUUGACCUCUGGCCUUCUCCGAUCACAAUCAGACUCACCUGCAGAGGUGCAUGAUGUCUUUACAGACCACCUUCAAAUCUCUGUGUGAAAUGUUGUAAAUAAAUCUCUUUGGUAUGAG
Notolabrus celidotus (New Zealand spotty) is the source of this 1173-nucleotide messenger RNA. It is a transcript of the gene abt1, whose product is annotated as activator of basal transcription 1. Gene Ontology annotation, cellular component: nucleolus. The annotation marks the transcript as partial. The record is from RefSeq and is a predicted model, not a curated record. Lineage: Eukaryota; Metazoa; Chordata; Actinopteri; Labriformes; Labridae. Gene Ontology annotation, biological process: endonucleolytic cleavage in ITS1 to separate SSU-rRNA from 5.8S rRNA and LSU-rRNA from tricistronic rRNA transcript (SSU-rRNA, 5.8S rRNA, LSU-rRNA); endonucleolytic cleavage to generate mature 5'-end of SSU-rRNA from (SSU-rRNA, 5.8S rRNA, LSU-rRNA); small-subunit processome assembly. The transcript has 4 exons. Gene Ontology annotation, molecular function: RNA binding.